UAGAGGAGGGGAGAAGGGGGAGGAGAAGAAGAGGGGGUACUGUUGUCAUCCGUCAGGGCAGUGUGUCGAGCUUUUGUCCAGGAGAAAUGGCCGGGAUCAAAGCUCUCAUCAGCCUCUCCUUCGGAGGGGCCAUCGGCCUCAUGUUCCUCAUGCUUGGAUGUGCCCUACCAGUAUAUGACAAAUACUGGCCUUUGUUCCUCCUCUUCUUCUACAUCCUCUCGCCCAUCCCUUACUGCAUCUCGCGGCGGGUGGUUGAUGACACAGACUCUGCCAGCAACGCCUGCAAAGAGCUGGCCAUCUUCCUCACGACGGGCAUCGUCAUCUCAGCCUUUGGCCUGCCCAUCGUCUUUGCUAGAGCUGAAGUGAUCGCCUGGGGGGCGUGCGCACUCGUGUUAACAGGUAAUGUAGUCAUCUUCGGGACCAUCCUGGGCUUCUUCCUGGUCUUCGGCUCCAACGACGACUUCAGUUGGCAGCAGUGGUAAAACGGCCAAAUGAAGGAUAGCAGCAGGGGAAGGGGGGACCUUAGUCUGAACUGUUUUUAUUAUUAUUAUUAUUAUUAUUAUUAUUAUUAUUAUUAUUAUUAUUAUUAUUAUUAUUAUUAUUAUAGUAUUACUGUUUGGUUGUUGUUGCCCAUCCAUAGACUUACACCAGACCAGUGCAAUACUUUGUUGUUGUUUUUUUUAAUCGCCUGCUUUAUGUUGAACUGACACAAGAAAGAUGGAAAAUGCUGACUUGUACUGAUUUUAUUUUUUAAAUUUUGUUUUAGGUUUUGUUCUCUGACUUUUGUACUGUGAGAUUUCUCCUUGUCGUUAUUUGACCUAAUGCUUGAGUCAUAAAGAACAACACAGCAAGUUGCCGUUGGUAUUAAAGGGGGACAUUUUGCUAAAAUAGCGCA
This is a messenger RNA of Poecilia reticulata (guppy), 895 nucleotides long. RefSeq names its product leptin receptor overlapping transcript like 1. NCBI's taxonomy places the organism in Eukaryota, Metazoa, Chordata, Actinopteri, Cyprinodontiformes, Poeciliidae. Gene Ontology annotation, cellular component: endosome. Gene Ontology annotation, biological process: late endosome to vacuole transport via multivesicular body sorting pathway; negative regulation of growth hormone receptor signaling pathway. The record is from RefSeq and is a predicted model, not a curated record.